This is a messenger RNA of Lactuca virosa, 813 nucleotides long. The record is from the annotation of a GenBank genome assembly. NCBI's taxonomy places the organism in Eukaryota, Viridiplantae, Streptophyta, Magnoliopsida, Asterales, Asteraceae.
UGAUGUCAAUUGUAACCCCAAAUCACAGUGCUUCAAAAUUGACAAUCUGGAAUUUAGCGAAUCUGAUGAAAGAUUGAUCCAAGCAAUCCCAUAACUGCUGUGCAUGUUCUUCCAUUAUCUUUUGAGCACUGUGUUUGGUAAUCUCUAUCUCAAAAACCUCACACAGUUUCAUGUCACAGUGUCAUGAUGAACACUGUUUGAAUUAGGCAAAUUUGUUUCAAUUUUGCAUUGUUGGUUUAAAUCCGAGGAGAGAUGAGGGAUGAGGAUUCCCUGCCGAUAUCAACACCCACAACAAUAUAUUCAUCAUCGGCAUUGAUCUCUAAUAAGAAGGAAACCCUAGAGUAUAGCAUCUUUAGAAGAGGCCGGUACAAGUUUUGGGCCCUCGCCGCCAUUAUCCUCCUCGCAUUUUGGUCAAUGUUUACAGGCACCGUCACUCUCCGCCUCUCCGUCGGCAACCUCAACCGAUUAUCCGAUGACAUCGCUAAUGGCCCUCCUAUCUAUGACGAUUUCGACGUCCUUGAAAUGGAGGAGCGAGAGAAAGUGGUGAAGCAUAUGUGGGAUGUAUACACCAAUAGCCGUAGGAUCAGAUUACCUCGAUUCUGGCAGGAAGCGUUUGUGGCUGCUUACGAGGAUUUAACAAGCGACACACCUGAAGUGAGAGAAGCUGCCGUAUCCGAGAUCGCUAGAAUGUCUUUACACUCUAUUCAUCUUGAUCCUCCUCCUCUCCAAUCAACGAAUUUACGAGAAUUAAGUUUAAGGCAUGCACAGCAAAACAACAACAAGGCGGGGCUUCCAAGAAAGUAUAGUUCGUAA